AUGCCUGCAAAGAAAGAAAAUAGGCAACAAAAGGAAGCUGCUAAAAAAGCAAGGGCCAAAAGGGCGGCCAAGGUUGCUGAAGAUAAAACAUUUGGAUUGAAAAAUAAGAACAAGUCUAAGAAGGUCCAAAAAUACGUGGAGAGUUUAAAAAAGCAAGACCCGUUAUUAAGGAAAAAGCAAGAACUUGCAAAAAGGAAGGCCGCUGAGAAGAAAGCACUGGAAAAGGCCAGAAAAGAUGCCUCAAAACUUUUAACGCCAUCACUUCCAAGACAAAAGGUACCAUUUGGCGUUGAUCCGAAAAGUAUAUUAUGUCAAUAUUUCAAGCUUGGGCUGUGUACCAGAGGCAAAAACUGUAAAUUUAGUCAUGAUAUGAGCUUGAUGAAGGAAAAGGCGAAAACAAAAGACUCUCCUCUGAGUGAUAAGGACAAAGAGAAGGCGGAGAAAAUGGAUGAUACUAUGGACAAUUGGGAUGAGACAAAGCUUCGGACAGUUGUGGCCAAGAAAGAAAAGGGCGAGCAUCCAACAACAAACAAAGUUUGUAAAUAUUUUAUACAAGCCGUUGAAGAUGGAAAAUAUGGAUGGUUCUGGACUUGUCCAAACUCUGAUCCUAAAAAUGGCAUUGAGUGCAAAUAUAAGCAUGUGCUUCCGCCAGGCUUUGUUUUGAAGACCAAGGAGCAGAAGAAAUUAGAAAAACUUGCAGCAGAAAGUAAGAGCAGGCUUACAUUAGAGGAAUAUAUAGAAAGGGACAGGCAGAAUUUACCAAAGGAAAACCUAACACCUGUGACGCAAGAAACGUUUGCAAGGUGGAAAAAAGACCACAAGAAGAAACUCGUGAACAAAAAAGUCAACACCAUAAAAAAGGCAGCAUUGACUGGUAGGGAGAUAGUGCUCAAAAAGUUCCAGGAUAGGUUCUUCAGAGAAGAAGAAGAACGUGCUGCUGAGCAGGGUACUGCAGUGGAUAUGUCUGAGUUUAGAAAGGCUAUAGAAGCAAUUGAAGAAAAAGAGCUCAAUGGUCGUAGUGUGAAAGAUUAUGGAGAUGGCUCCAAUGCCUUUCUUGCCGCAAACAGCUGA
Molecule: messenger RNA, 1071 nt
Organism: Brettanomyces bruxellensis
Lineage: Eukaryota; Fungi; Ascomycota; Pichiomycetes; Pichiales; Pichiaceae
Exons: 1
Coding region: 1-1071 (356 amino acids)
Biological process (GO): cytoplasmic translation
Cellular component (GO): cytosol
Molecular function (GO): mRNA binding; metal ion binding
Source: RefSeq, a predicted model, not a curated record